ACAGCGCUGCUCCGCUAAAACUUCUGCCCCUAAAUUUAUUUUUCGUCUUCUUGCGGAAAUAAAACGCAUAGGCUAUAUUGUAAGUCAGUUUUUUCAAGAAAGUGCUUCCACAUCAGAUCUCUUCAUACCAGUCACCAUGGAUAGCGGGAGAGAUCUGCUGCAGAACAUGCAAAAUCCCCCACAAGUCAGCACACCUGUAUUAGCAUUCUCCAAAAUUUUAAUGUGUGCUUUACCCAUCACACAGAUCGCCAUAGGAGCUGUGUACCUGAAGGACUGCCCCCAACAGCACUAUAUCCCCAUCUACCUACUGGUGUUGGGGGCAUUUGCUCUGGUGCUCGGGGUCCUGUCCUGUCUACCCUGCACACGGGAGCCUGUGGACGGGGGCCAGAGCACCCUCAGCACCCUCUGCAAUGUCUGGAACUCUAUGGUGUCCUUCUUCCUCUUCUGCUGGUUCAUAGCUGGAAAUGUGUGGAUCUACUCCAUCUACCCUGCAAACUAUAAUCAGACCCAGCCCCACACAGCAUACUGUAAUAAGACACUGUACCUGUUUGCUUUCUGGAUUACCACAGUGGUUUACAUGUUGUUUGCAUUGUGCUGCUGUGCACUUAUCUGCAUGUGUCUGUGUAGGAAGGCUGGGCCCAACAUGGGAUACAGCAGAGAUGCAUGAGACAGAGAGGGGGCCCCUGUCCUUUAGCCCACUUUCUGUUGCUUAUCAUUCUGUUGAACUCUCCAAAGGACCCAGCCCUGUGUACAGUAAUUAGUUCUUCAUCCCCUCCAGACCAUCCCUCUCCCUUUAUUAUUUUCAUUCAUGGAUCACCCACCAAUGUUUCUUAUUCUCAUUAAACUAUGUCUCCACUUUGUUUCA
Molecule: messenger RNA, 865 nt
Organism: Anguilla anguilla (European eel)
Lineage: Eukaryota; Metazoa; Chordata; Actinopteri; Anguilliformes; Anguillidae
Product: transmembrane protein 272-like
Exons: 5
Coding region: 137-667 (176 amino acids)
Source: RefSeq, a predicted model, not a curated record